AACUCUAUUUGAUAUUCAUGCGCAAAAUAAAUUUCUAUCACAGAACUGUUAUUAAUCAUUGGUGUUUUGCCAAGCUGCGUCAACAAUAGUCCUAGAGUAGUUCGUAAUAGAUAUAUUACACUGGCUUUGAACUAAGAAGAUAUUAUUAUUGUAUUAAUGUUUUAUUCUCUGUAGACCCGAGGGCUCCGCGAACCUCAGUAUGAGAACCACUGUUUUAUAACAUCAACUGUCUUAUACGUCUAAUCUAGAAAAAAUCUCGGUGACUUUGGCAAUACUAGAGGAAUAUCAUAAUUUUGGAGCUUAAUUCUUUGUCCGAGUCUUUUAAAUAUACUUAUUGUGAACAGAAGAGAUUUACAUUCUUUAAGACUAUGAAUCGCGUGGCGUCAUUUCGCGAAGCUCCUGCAGGCUACAGCCAGCAGCUUUCAUUUCUAAGGUUAUCGGAAGCUGGCUUCUGCUACACAGGUGAAAGCUCACUUGUCCAAUGUCAAGGUUGCGGAAAGAAAAUUUCGAUGAAGGACAUGGUCAACGAAGGGGAGACAACAAGCCCAAAUGACGUCAAGUUCCAUAACUCUGUGUGUAACUUUGCGGAUAAAGAUGAGGUUAAAAUGGAGAUAUGUGACAACUUAAACUUGUAUAAAGGCGAGUCAAAGUCAUUAUUCAAUCCCCUCGUUUCUCGGACUAGUUUAUGCAAUGGAUUCUCACAUUCUAACGAGAAACAUUAUACAGAGUUAUCUUGCUCUCAGAUAUCAACUAUUUCAGACGAAAUCUAUCUCUACGAUGAUUCCAAUGAUGUUGAUUAUGAGAUAGCGACACUUAAUCAACAAACAGAACAAAAUGACAUGGAAUGCAGUAAAAAUCCUGGCCACUUUGGUUAUUUUCCAGUGAGCAAUUUCAAAAUGGAUCAUCUGCCAGGACUUUCCAGAAAUCUUUAUGUGCUUAAAUUUUUACAGUUGCUUGCUCUGAUGACUGUGAAAAUAAAUGUCAAAAUGUGUAACACGUCUGGUUGUUAUCAUCAAUCUGGAACUGGUUUUGUUUUACUAGAGACUCGUGAAUAUCCAACAAAUAAGAAUGUAGCUUUAUCUGCAUGUAACGGAACCAACAUCUCUUGUGGAAUGUGUAGAGAUAACUCCACUUCUGACACCGACAAUGAAGUAUACAUAAUUACAAGCAGACGUUUGGUGACUUGCAGUCCAGACCCUGGCAAUAUUACAGUUGACUUCUGCUGUGAUGAACUUUUGAGUGGUCAAUCAAUAACAAUUGAAGUAGCCUCGAUUCAUCCCAUGACCAACAACAACGAGUCCAUACUAGUGUGCCGUCCAAAGGAUGUAGCCUUUGUCCAGAAAAUACAUCACAUCAGAAGUCAAAUUCUAGAACUUGUUGGAAAUAUUCCAGACUACGUAAAAGAUUUCCUGAGUAAAAAAGUUUUUCUGAUACACCAUCCUCACGGCAAAGACAAAGUCUUAAGUCAUGGUGACUUUGUACAAGUCAAUUACACACUUGUAGCAGACGACAAGACCAGGACCUUGACACUGCAUAAAAUGUCAAGAACUGAAUCAGUUAAUGCAGAAGAUUUGAAAAAUUCAAGGAAGAUUUUAAUGUACACAGCAGACACUUGUCUGGGCAGCACUGGGGCGCCUGUCAUCACAUUCACUCAAAGGUCACCUAGCGGUCACUUUAAUCUGGACAUCUGGAUGCACGUUGGUCAGCACAAGACACACGGUCUAGGAUGUUCAGCAAUGAAAGCUUUGGAAAAAUGGGAUCUGGAUUCGGUAAAAAAUUGUGCAAGUCAAGAUACAUCAAAGAAUGCUACAGAUGAAACAGCAUCAUGUAAUGAGCACGCAAGAGAUUCACUUGGCCAGAGCCCUGUAGCUCCUUCUUAUCUAGCGUUUGUUACCAGGGAGAAACGUUUAGAAACCUUUUCAAACUGGUCUCAUCAACAUAUUCAUCAACCUGAAUAUCUCGCCAGCAUUGGAUUCUUCUACGCAGGAUACUCUGACUGUGUCCGAUGUUUCCAGUGUGGUCUGGGACUUCGCUCAUGGAAACCAGGAGACAACGUCCUCGAGGAGCACAAGAGACUCAGAGGGUCAUGCACGUUUCUGCAGAAGUUGUUGGACAAUGUGACCAGGUGAUAGACAUCGCAGAAAGAGAAGGCACGCCGCAUUGAAAGGCAGCGAAAUUCUCUAAUACGAUUUGAAAAAUAAUCCAUCGCAGUAGGCUGACACACGCCCGUUAUAUUUUGAUCAGCUGACGGCUUUGAAGAAAGACUGAAGAGUGGAAGAAAUGAUUGAUACCUGCAAUCCAGUGAGAAUGUGUCACCAGAUAUCACAGGAAUGAUAGAAAGUAUAAAGUAAAGAAUAGGAAACACUGACCGUGGUGUUGUGUUUAGAUACCCAGGAAGUGUUAUGCUCCUCAAGUUUAUUUAAACACUUGUAUCAAAAACAGUGGAAUUGCAUUGUGGUCAUGUGAUAAAGCGCUUGGCUUUCGGCACGCCAUAAGUUCAAACCCCUAUAAACUUUAAAUUUUGAGCAGUAAUUUUAAAAAUGACUCAGAAACCUGAAAACUCUAAUAGGUAUCUGACAUUAUUGGGAGAAAGCCAAGGUGGUUAGAUGUUGUGCUAGCCACAUGAAAUCACAGUUACUUUUGGUCAUAGAAGAGUAAAUUUAAAUCCUUUACUUAAAGAGCUACUAGAUUUGUUAAGAGAACAUUUAAUUAAAAAAAUAGAACAAAUAAUAAGGUGAUAUAAUGCAAUACAAAAUUAAAUUAUCUUCCAAUCUUAAAGUUCACUUGAAGCUCUUUAAAACUGAAUUUAAUAUUUUAAUUAGUAAUGGAGUCUUUUAACUAUUUGCAUGUCAUUUUUAUGGAAAAUUAAAGUGUGCUCUUUCAAAACA
Messenger RNA from Biomphalaria glabrata, 2888 nucleotides. RefSeq lists its product as uncharacterized. The transcript has 6 exons. NCBI's taxonomy places the organism in Eukaryota, Metazoa, Mollusca, Gastropoda, Planorbidae. The record is from RefSeq and is a predicted model, not a curated record. Gene Ontology annotation, cellular component: IPAF inflammasome complex. Bases 369 to 2129 code for a protein of 586 amino acids. Gene Ontology annotation, biological process: inflammatory response; detection of bacterium; defense response to bacterium. Gene Ontology annotation, molecular function: ATP binding; cysteine-type endopeptidase inhibitor activity involved in apoptotic process.